UGUUUAAUAAUAUUGCUACAAUUUUAAUGUAAAUUAAAAUUAGAAAAUGUUGAGACACUGCCUCGCCAACGUGGACUAUGUCCGCCUGCACGCCCAGCAGCAGUUGCGUCCCAAAUGCGGCGAGAUCUUCUACGAACCGGAGGCGAAUAUUUUCCAACUGGUCUGUUUGCUCUGCGACAUGAAGCACUUUGGAUUCGAGGACUUCGCCCGCCAUAUCCGCAAUGUGCACUUCGACAAGCAGGGCCGACCGCUCACCAAGACGGUCACGGGACUAGGCAGACUAGCACGAGAGGAUCAGGAGUUCCAUGCGGUCAGCGCAGAACCAUUGGCUGUAGACAGCUUCAAGGAGGAGUACCAUUCCAACGAGGAUGUUCUGUCGGAGGAGGAGGAUGCGGAACAGGAGCUGGGACUAGAACAGGACGACGGCAAUCCACUACGCAUCAUGGUGCUCGAAGGUAAACAGUCCGAGGACGAGGAGACUAUCGAUACGAUGUGGCAGCCGGAUCAUGGCAGUUCCUCCGCAUCCGACAACGAGGGGUGCGAUCUGAAGGCGCUGUUGGGCGUGGAAAAUCCGCAAGACUAUCAACCGGAUGAGGAGGAGGAGGAGCACCAGUCUGUUUUUAAGAAGCAGCGCCAACCGAAGGACUACAACUGCCCGCACUGCGACAGGAGGUACACGACGCAGAAAUACCUGAACACCCACCUGAAGAUGAGCCAUCCGUUUCCGCAGGCCUUCAAGUGCGUCGACUGCGAAGCCACCUUCGAUGUGGACCGAGCAUUGGCCCAGCACCGUCGCAAGGAGCACACGGAGUUCGCCUGCCAGCUGUGCGACAAGGUGUUCAAAAGCUCGCGAUCCCUACUCCGCCAUGUGCAGGGUCACUCCGGCGCCAGGACAUUCAAGUGCGAGCACAAGAACUGCGGCAAGUCGUUUGUCAACCAGCACAACCUCACCUCGCAUCGGCGGGUCCACAGCGAGGAGCGGAACUACGUGUGCGAGCUGUGCGGCUAUAGAUCCCGCUACCGGGAGGCGUUGAUCGUCCACCGGCGCACGCAUACGGGCGAGAAACCCUUCCAGUGCCAGACCUGUGCCCGCUGCUUUGCCUCCAAGUCGCUGCUCAACGAGCACCAGGCAAUGCACUCCACCGAGAAGCCCUACAAGUGCGACAAAUGUGAUUCGGCCUUCUCCCGCCCGAAGGCGCUCUACCACCACAAGCAUCUGCAUUUGGGCAUCAAGAAGUUCAAGUGCAAGAUCUGCGGUAAUGCCUAUGCCCAGGCGGCAGGUCUAUCCGCUCACAUGCGGGCGCACAAGCUCCAGGCGUCCGUAAAUGCGACGGAGGGCGCCGAGGCGGAACCCAUCGAGAUGCUGUUCACCUACUGACCCGACUGAGUGGAAACCUUCUGUCAAGAUAUUCAAGAUACACCCCACACACAAUGUUCACUGUUCUAGAUUUGAUAGAUAGCUUUUCGUUCCCACUUUUCACAUAUCUGUCAAUAGUAUUAAACAAUUUCUAAUCUUUUUUUAACUUAAGCGAUGAAGCCUUCCAUUUCUGUGUCUCAAAUUUUAGUACCUACAUAUCAGUAGAAGUCGUGUGUAAGCUGUUAAAUCUGUUAGUUAAGCUAGUUUUAAGCCAAGACCUUGCUUCCGACUAGAACAAACCACGUAUGUACAAUAAAUGUUCCGAAACACGUUACUCCAA
Drosophila sechellia is the source of this 1697-nucleotide messenger RNA. RefSeq names its product zinc finger and SCAN domain-containing protein 2. Gene Ontology annotation, molecular function: DNA-binding transcription factor activity; RNA polymerase II cis-regulatory region sequence-specific DNA binding. The transcript has 2 exons. Lineage: Eukaryota; Metazoa; Arthropoda; Insecta; Diptera; Drosophilidae. Gene Ontology annotation, biological process: regulation of transcription by RNA polymerase II. Bases 47 to 1378 code for a protein of 443 amino acids. The record is from RefSeq and is a predicted model, not a curated record.